This is a messenger RNA of Drosophila miranda, 2561 nucleotides long. It is a transcript of the gene Lsp1gamma, whose product is annotated as larval serum protein 1 gamma chain. The transcript has 2 exons. The record is from RefSeq and is a predicted model, not a curated record. Lineage: Eukaryota; Metazoa; Arthropoda; Insecta; Diptera; Drosophilidae. Bases 88 to 2409 code for a protein of 773 amino acids.
ACAGACUUUAGGUGUUGGUCGUUGAGCGAACCAAAGCCGGAGCAGUUGAAGUAAACAAAGAGCGAAGGAGCGACAGGAAAAUCCAGGAUGAAAUUGUGCCUAGUACUACUGGCCCUUGUGGGCUGUGUGUGCGCAUUCAGUGUGCCCACACAGAAGGUGAAGAUUGCCGACAAGGACUUCCUUGAGAAGCAAAAGUUCCUCUUCGAGAUGGUCUACCGUGUCGAGGAUCCCCUGAUGUUCGAGGAGUGGAUCAAGAUGGGACAGAAGCUGAUCGUUGACAAGGCCCAGUACAAGGAAUUCGACUUCUAUAUGGAGAAAUUCUGGGAGUCCUACAAACUUGGUGCAUUGCUGCCCAAGGGCGAGUUCUUCGGUUCUCUGGUGAAGACCCAUCACAAGCAGGCCUACGGUCUGUUCAACUUCUUCUACUACGCCAACGACUGGGAGACCUUCGUCCACAACGUGGCAUGGGCCCGCAUCCACGUCAAUGAGGGCAUGUUCGUCUAUGCUCUGACCCUCGCCGUCAUCCACAAGCCCGAAUUCGAGGGUCUGAUCCUGCCCCAGAUCUACGAGAUCUUCCCGCAGUACUUCUUCAACAGCAAGUUCGUGUACGAGGCCGAGAAGUUCGACUAUGAGGUGUUCAGCAAGCUGAUCAUGUACGAGAAGGAGUACAAGGACAUCCUGUACAAGGACGUGAGCGAAUUCAGCGACAACUUCUACUUCUACACCAAGGACUGGAAGACAUGGCAGUGGUACAAAAUGAUGGGUCUGGACCAGGAAUGGUACGUCGAGGACAAGUACUUCCUCCGCGAGAACUUCGAGACCUUCAACAAGGACCCCAAGUACGUCGACAUCAUGAAGGGACUCAAGAAAUUCUACAUGCCCGUCGACUACACCCGCGACAUUGACUUCUUCAACGCCGAGAGCAAGCUGUCCUACUUCACCGAGGAUCUCGGCUGGAACGCCUACUGGUACUACCUGAACAUGGACUACGCCUUCUUCCUCAACGGCAAGGAGUUCGGACUCGACAAGGAUCGUCGCGGCGAGUGGUGGAUCUACAAUGUCCAGCAGAUCCUCGCCCGCUACUACCAGGAGCGUCUCGCCAACGGCUACGGUGACAUUCCCGAAUUCUUCUGGUACAAACAGAUCGAGUACGGCUACGAUCCCCAGCUGAUCUACUACAACGGUGUCGGCUACAGCUACCGCAAGAACUACUACGACUACCAGACCUACGGCAACUUCGAGAUGUUCAACCAGAUCCAGAACUUCUUCAGCCGCGUGUACAAGGUCCUCGAGACCGGCUUCUACAAGACCGCCGACGGUGUGGUCAUCGAUCUGCGCAAGCCGGAGGCCAUCAAGUUCAUCGGCAACUACCUGCAGGGCAAUGUCGAUACCUACGACAAGUACUUCUUCAACUACUUCUACAUGCUGUCGCACAUGUACUUCGCCGAUGUCGACUUCUACGAUUUCGAGGUGUUCCCCAACGUGUUCCUCAACUUCGAGACCAUGAUGCGCGAUCCCUUCUUCUACACUUUCUACAAGAAGUUCACGGAUGUGUUCUACCAGUUCAAGUACUACCUGAAGCCCUACACCCAGAAGGAUCUCGUCUACGAGGGCAUCAAGAUCAAGGAUGUCAGCGUGAGCAAGCUGGUGACCUACUACGACAUUGUUGACUUCGAUGUGACCACCCUGUUGAACGACAAGAUGACCUUCGUCGACGGUGAGUUCGUGUGGGACAAGGCUCUGCUGGCCCGCCAGGCCCGCCUCAACCACAAGCCCUUCGACUUCGAGUUCACCAUCGACUCCGACAAGGUGCAGAAGGGAGUCGUGCGCGUCUUCCUGGGACCCAAGUUCGACGAGUACGGCCGCGUGAUUCCCCUCGUGUACAACAGCAAGAACUUCGUGCAGAUCGAUAGCUUCGUGUAUCCCUUCGUUGUCGGCACCAACACCAUCAAGCGCAGCUCCAAGGAGUUCUCCUGGACCGCCGAGGACCGCACCACCUACACGGAACUGUACAAGUACGUGAUGCUGGCCACCGAGGGCAAGUACGACUUCCCCCUGGACAUCAGCGAGCCCCACAGCGCCUUCCCCGACCGCCUGGUCCUGCCCAAGGGCUGGGAGUCCGGCAUGCCCAUGCAGUUCUACUUCUUCGUCUCGCCCUAUGCCGAGGACUACGAGCAGUUCUCCAACUUCGACUAUACCUACUCGUCGGGCGUCGGCAGCGGCACCCGCUACGUGGACAGCAAGCCCUUCGGCUAUCCCUUCGAUCGCCAGAUCGAUGAGUACACCUUCUUCGUGCCCAACGGCUACUUCAAGGAUGUCAAGAUCUUCUUCGUCGACACCUUCGCCAAGUACUUCGAGAAGAAGUACGCCCAGUUCGGCACCUUCGACUACUCCUACUUCGAAUUCUAGACUCCAGCUCUGGAUCUAGUUUUAAACAAAAAACAAUCUUAACUUUAACUCUUUGCAAUGCCCAAGGCGAAAAAAAACCAAACCAAAAAAAAAAUACUAAUAACGAAAGCCAAACUCUAACGAAAAACUAAAAUAAAGAACAACAACCAAUA